This is a messenger RNA of Neurospora tetrasperma FGSC 2508, 1418 nucleotides long. RefSeq lists its product as uncharacterized. The coding region runs from base 426 to 995 and encodes 189 amino acids. NCBI's taxonomy places the organism in Eukaryota, Fungi, Ascomycota, Sordariomycetes, Sordariales, Sordariaceae. The record is from RefSeq and is a predicted model, not a curated record. The transcript is spliced from 3 exons.
CAUAGUCCACAAGUUGAUGAUGUUCCUUUGGUGGUUGGACUUGGUGGAUCAUGCAAGCUUCACCUACCUCUAUUGUCAGGGGCCAAACAAGAAAAAGAAACUUCAUCAACCAUCGGCACUUGGGAAUACACUCAACGAUUGGACAACGGGGACGACGGGAAGGCGGAAGAGGUGCUAACCGGAGGAAAGACGAUGUCACCGACAAUUGAAUACCGAAAAUCAACACCAUCUUGACCUCAAUCGAAAGACAUAAAUACUGGCCUUCCCUCUCCUCAAGUUCAGUCUCAUUCUUCUCAUCAUCAUCAGCAUCAGCAGCCUCAGAGUUCCAGACAUUCUCAGCUCUUCACAACCCUCUCAGCCUCUCGUCUACGAACAAAGCUUCCUUUCAAACAUUCUUUCAAGAUCUUCAAUCACCAAUCAUCAAAAUGAAGGCCGGAAUCUUUUUCUCUUUCUUCGCUCUCGCCGCCUCGGCUCUUGCAACUCCCAUCGCUGCGGGGAACCAACUCGAGAGCCAGGCUGCUCAGAUCGAUCAGUUGACCACUCUCGUUCGCCAGCACACCGCGAACAUGAACGCGACUGCCGCUCAGUACCCUGAAAACCCCACCCUCGCUCAGCAACAAGAUGCCGCCGACAAGCUCAAGCCCGACUUCGAGGCCGUCACCAAUGCCCUCACGCAAGCCACCACCACUCUCUCCAAGCGCGAGUUCUGGACUGAGCUCGCUGCUCGCGGCGGUGCCGGCUUCUGUGACGAUGACUGCUUGAAGGUCAAGAUCCAGGUUCUCAUCCUUGAGAUCACCUAUACCGUCAAGUUCCUCAUUGUCAAGCUCGGUCUCGGCUGCCUCAUCCCCCUCCUCACACCUCUCCUCCUUGCUCUCUCUGGUCUGCUCAGGAGUCUCGACAAGGUUGUCGGCGGUGUGCUCGUCCUCGUCGGUGGUCUCCUCCACGCCGUCCUCGGUGGCCUUGCUGGCGGUCUCCUCGGCCUCAUUGGCUUCUAAGCGGUUUCUGAGCUUUGUUUCUUUUUCUUUUGGCAAGCAAACAAAAAGAAACAUUUACCGUCCUUUGUGGGGCCUGAUGGUUUCGCGAUCUCUCCGUUCUUCACUCAUCCUUGAGUGAAUGAACAACAAAAAUCGAAUAAAAGAUGGUUUGGAGGAGUGAGCUGGGUUGUGAUUGACAAACAGACUGCACCUGGUGGGAUGAUUUGGGCAUGAUCUUCUUCUUUUCCUGUUCAUAGCUUUCUUUCUUUCAAAACAUAAUCAUGUUCUAGCUUUGUUUUCUCUCCCUACUGCAUGUCUUCAAAGCGAGGAGUUGAGGCUGCUACUAGCCAGUGAAUCACUUCGCUUUUUGCUUUGAGUACUUUGUCCAUUCUCGGUCUUGGCUGACUGACAGCAAUGAGUGACUAACAUUUCUCGUCACCACGG